This is a messenger RNA of Salvia hispanica, 807 nucleotides long. The record is from RefSeq and is a predicted model, not a curated record. Lineage: Eukaryota; Viridiplantae; Streptophyta; Magnoliopsida; Lamiales; Lamiaceae.
UAUUGCAAGCUGGGACGAGUUGAUGAAGUUUGUCAUCUUUUUACCUUGUUUCGCACGAAAGGAUUGAAGCGCGAUGUGGUUUCUUAUAGCAUAAUGCUAGAGGCUUUAAUUUUAGAAGGCCGAUGUGAAGAGGGCUUGAAGUUGCUGAAAGAGAUGGAAGCUCUACAAGUGCACCCUAAUGUAUUGACUUACAAUAUCUUGUUAGGUGGCUUGUGCAAGGCUCAUCGUAUUGAUGAAGCAUUUUCCAUGUUGCAUACCAUGGAAAGCAAAGGCGUCAUUCCGGACAUAGUAACUUAUAAUAUCCUCAUUGAUGGAUUGUGCAAAGAUGGUAAACUCAGACGGGCAAAGGAUGUGUUUGUCGAGCUUCCUUCCAAAAAUUUGCAGCCUAAUGUCGUAACAUGUACAAUUCUUGUUGGUGCAAUUUGUAAAGAAGGUCGGAUAGAAGAGGCUAUGGAUUUGAUGAUGCAAAUGGUGAACAAUGGCUGUUUGCCUGAUGUUGUCACAUAUAUAAUCCUUAUUGGGGCACUUUGCGAAGAAGGACGGAUAGGAGAGGCUAAGGAUAUGAUGAUGCAAAUGGUGAACGAAGGUUGUUUGCCCAAUAAUGAGAUGUACAAUGUUUUCGUUCAACGACUUCUCAAAUGGAACAAGAUGGACGAUGCAAUUCUGGUAUUGAAAGAGAUGAUUGCAAGAGGGGGAUGUACAAUUUGCGCCACCACUAUUUCGAUGUUGAGUGAACCUCUGCGAAAGGAAGGUAAUGAAAGUGUUCUAUUUGAUAUGGUUAUGAAACUAUUACCAAAGAAGGUGUAG